CUGCCUAUCAAGAUCAUUCAUUUCUAACCUAAAACCUACCGGAAAAAACGUUUAAUUGGGCAAAUAACUCGGUUUUUAGUGAGUGAAUUCACAAAAUGCCUGGUUUGUUACCGGAUCCUGCUGCUUUUGCAAGUGCUACUAGUUCUGGGGCCCUAAGUGUGGUCCACUUUGCGGCUGAUUGGGCCGAACAGUGUGCCCAAGUCAACGACGUGCUCGACACCUAUUCCAAACGUCCAGAGUACGCCUCAAUUAAAUUUUACAAAUGCCAGGCUGAGGACCUCAGUGAGGUGUCCCUCAAGUUUAAAAUUGAGGCCGUGCCUACAGUUUUACUCUUCCGGUCUGGGAAAAUCGUCGAUAGGAUAGACGGGGCCGAUCCCGCCAAAAUCGCGGAUAAAAUUAAGGCCCACUGUAAUUCCAAAACUGAGGGUGUUCCUCUAGAACAAAGGCUGAAAGCGUUGAUAAAUCGGGCCCCCGUGAUGUUGUUCAUGAAGGGGGAUCGGGAGACGCCCCGGUGUGGGUUCAGUAGACAGAUGAUACAAAUAUUGAAUGAUGUUGGGGCUGAUUACGAGACUUUUGAUAUUUUGACCGAUGAGGAAGUGCGUCAAGGGCUCAAAACGUAUUCAGAUUGGCCCACGUACCCCCAGUUGUACGUCAAAGGAGAGUUAGUCGGGGGGCUGGACAUUGUCAAAGAAAUGCAAGCAGGGGGCGAACUUGCGGCAGCCCUCAAAGUGUAGUCUUUUUAUCACUAGAUGAUGUAGUUCUUAUUUAUCAAUAAAAAAUAAAUACAUAA
Molecule: messenger RNA, 790 nt
Organism: Tribolium castaneum (red flour beetle)
Lineage: Eukaryota; Metazoa; Arthropoda; Insecta; Coleoptera; Tenebrionidae
Gene: Grx3
Product: Glutaredoxin 3
Exons: 3
Coding region: 96-734 (212 amino acids)
Biological process (GO): intracellular iron ion homeostasis
Cellular component (GO): nucleus; cytosol
Source: RefSeq, a predicted model, not a curated record